UGGCGUUCAGAGCAAUUCGAGCAGCAGGCCUAGUUAUUGGCCUUGGACUCACUGCCCUCGCCGCAUAUCGACAGACAAGGCAGGGUCAGAUGGCGUCUAGAAACCAGCAUCUCGACGCCACUACGGGUCGUGAAGUCGUAUAUUGCCACCGUUGCCGGAAUGAAUGGCACCGCGAUGAACGCCCGAAUACCUUAGAAUGCCCCAGAUGCCAUUCAGAUAUCACGGAGAUUGUACGUCAACGACAACCACCAAGGCGCAUUCGCGGCGUCUUACUAAUUAGCAUUCAGAUCUCACCCGAAAACGACCCUCGAGAAGAUGAUCAUGACUCACUACCCGAUUUGGAACACCCCAGCCAACGUCUUCAUAACCAUCAUCAUCGCCAUCAUUUCGACUCAGAUGACGACUUCGACGACGACGAUAUUGAGGAGCACAUAUUACAUGGCCCCGGUGGCUUCUUUAGCCAUCGAACAGUCUAUCGAUCUCCCGAACGUGAAGGCCCCGAAAGUGGAUCACGAACUGCGCCCAAUAAUGCCGACCAGAUAAUUCGUCGAUUCACCGAGUUAUUGGGGGAUAUCGGAGGUCCUUCUAUGGCCGGUCGAUCUGGACCGGAGACGUUGUUUGCUAGUCAACCCCCGCGAGUCACACACCAGAGAUUCUACGGCCCUGGAUUCACCGGUGGUGUCAGCAGCUUUACUAUUACCACAGGUCCCGGAAGGACCCUCCUCGAUUCUAGCCCCAGAGCAACGGGAAUAGGCGCCGAAGAUCCCUUUCAAAGGAUAUUUGGAAAUAUUAUGGGAGAAAUGGGUCCUCCGCCUAUGGGCCCUGAUGGUCCUCGCUCCCCGAAUCAAGAAGGUAGUGAUGGCAAUAACCGUCAACCAGCGGAUUUUUCGUUAGCCUUAAGUCAACUUAUAGCGAGUCUCAUAAACCCUCAAAUGGUUCAUGGCGAUGCAGUUUAUUCACAAGAGGCAUUAGAUCGUAUCAUCACAAAUCUAAUGGAGGCUAACCCUCAAUCGAACGCUCCUGCGCCUGCUUCAGAUGAAGCAAUUGCAAAGUUGCCGAGGAAGAAGUUAGAUGAAGCUAUGCUUGGACCCGAGCUAAAGGGUGAAUGUACCAUUUGUAUUGAUGAAAUGAUGGCCGGAGAUGAGGCCGUUGUCCUACCGUGUAAACAUUGGUUUCACGAGCAGUGCGUGGUAUUAUGGCUAAAGCAACACAACACAUGCCCUAUCUGCCGUGCCCCCAUUGAUGGCGAAGCUGCCGGUCGCCCUGGCGCUGCAGUUCUUAAUACACAGGGUAAUUCGAGCAGCCUUCCUCUCAGGAGAGCUCAGCCAAGCCAAAUGAGACCCGAGAGGUCCGAGAGACCCAACCAAGCUGGUCCAAGUCGACAAAGUACAUUUCGACGAGACUCGAACUCACCUCCGAUGUAUUCUGGAUCAGGACAACCGUCCAGAGUGAGAAGCCCUUCUCCAUCUAGUCGUCGCUCACCACAGAGUGAGAGGCCUCGAGAUAAUAGAGGCUCCUCUAGUAGUGGUCCGCUUAAUUGGCUUAGAGAUCGAUUUGGAGGAGACAGGCGUACUUAAGCCCCUUUUCCCUUUUAUUUACACAAACUCUUUAGGUCGUUUACUAUAUUCUAGGCAGUGUUCCGCCAUGAGUCGACAAAGUAGCAAUAAACAGUGAACAUUCAGCAAGUACCCUGUUUCCGAAGAGCACUG
Molecule: messenger RNA, 1709 nt
Organism: Hypoxylon trugodes
Lineage: Eukaryota; Fungi; Ascomycota; Sordariomycetes; Xylariales; Hypoxylaceae
Exons: 2
Coding region: 90-1577 (495 amino acids)
Cellular component (GO): cytoplasm; nucleoplasm
Source: RefSeq, a predicted model, not a curated record